AUGAUGGAGGGAAACAGAUCAGACCCAGCAGAACCCAGCUGUGUGUCCAUGAAGAGUGACGCGUCAAUGGACCGUCCAAUAGCCUUCAGAGACAGAGACAGUUCUACAGAUAUAAGAAUGAUGGAGGGAAAGAGAUCAGACUCAGCAGAACCCAGCUGUGUGUCCAUGAAGAGUGACAGGUCAAUGGACCGUCCAAUAUACUUCAGAGACAGAGACAGUUCUCCUAAUGUGAGACCACAAAAGAAGAAACCAAACAACGGAAAGGAGCUGGACUCCAUAUUCAAGGAGCUGAAACGCAAAGUCAUCACCCUGAUAAAGAACGAGCUGAAGAGGUUUAGGAAGAUCCUGAGUCCAGAUUACCCAGCAUGCACUAAGAGGGAGGUGGAGGAUGAGGAGGAUCUGCACAGUGUCAGAGAGGGAGCGCUGAAGAUCACACUGCAUGUCCUGAAGAACAUGAACCUCUCAGAUCUCGCUAACACACUGCUGAACCAGUGUAUAGUCUCUGUGUAUCAACCAAAACUCAAAUCCAGUCUGAGAGAGAAGUUUAUCAGAAUUAAUGAAGGAAUCUCACAGCAUGGAAGCUCAGCUCUUCUGAAUGAGAUCUACACAGAGCUCUACAUCACAGAGGGUUGGAGUGGAGACGUCAAUAAUGAACAUGAGGUGAGACAGAUUGAGACAGCAUCCAGGACACCAGUAACACAAGAGAAACCCAUCAAAUGUAAUGAUCUCUUUAAAGACAAUUCCAUCAGAAGUGUGCUGACUAAAGGAGUUGCUGGAAUUGGAAAAACUGUCUCUGUGCAGAAGUUCAUUUUGGACUGGGCUGAAGGAAAAGCAAAUCAGGACCUCACCUUCAUGUUUACACUUCCCUUUAGAGAGCUGAAUCUGAUGAGGGAGAAACAUCUCAGUCUGAUGGACCUUCUUCAUCACUUUUUCCCAGAAAUUAGAGAAUUAAAAUUAAUAAACUGUGAUGUCUACAAAGUCCUGUUCAUCUUUGAUGGUCUGGAUGAGUGUCGACUUCCUCUAAAUUUUCAGAAGAAUGAGGGAGUGUGUGAUGUGACAGAGUCAGCCUCAGUGGAUGUGCUGCUGACAAACCUCAUCAAGGGGAACCUGCUUCCCUCUGCUCUCCUCUGGAUCACCUCUCGACCAGGAGCAGCCCAUCAGAUCCCUCCUGAGUGUGUAGACCAGGUAACAGAGGUACGAGGGUUCAGUGAUUCUCAGAAAGACGAGUACUUCAGGAAGAGGAUCAGUGAUCAGAGCCUGGCCAUUAAAAUUAUUUCACACAUGAAGUCUUCAAGAAGCCUCUACAUCAUGUGUCACAUCCCAGUCUUCUGCUGGAUCUCAGCCACUGUUCUAGAGAGAAUGUUGGGUGAAGCAGAGAAUGGAGAGAUCCCCAAGACUCUGAUUCAAAUGUUUACACACUUCCUGAUCUUUCAGAUCAAACACAAGGACCAAAAGUACCAUCAGAAAUGUGACCCUGAUCCUCAGCAGACCAGAGAGAGCAUCCUGGCUCUGGGAAAACUGGCUUUCAAACAGCUGGAGAAAGGAAACCUGAUCUUCUAUGAGGAAGACCUGAGAGAGUGUGGCAUUGAUGUCAGAGAAGUGUCAGUGUACUCAGGAGUGUGUACUCAGAUCUUCAGAGAGGAGUUUGGGCUUCACCUGAGGAAGGUCUUCAGCUUUGUACAUCUGAGCGUUCAGGAGUUUCUGGCUGCUUUAUAUGCAUUUCUCUCCUUCAUCAACAAAAAGAUAGCAAGACAACAAACCUCUGAUCUGUCUAAUCUUUUCUACAAUUCAGACAUGUCUGAUUUCCUCAGGUGUGCAGUGGACAAGGCUGUACAGAGUGAGAAUGGACACCUGGACCUGUUCCUCCGCUUCCUCCUGGGUCUCUCACUAGAGUCCAAUCAGACUCUCUUAAGAGGUUUAAUGCCACAGACAGGAAGCAGCUCUCACAGCAAACAGGAAACAGUCGAGUACAUCAAGGAGAAGAUCAGGGAGAAUCCAUCUCCAGAGAAAUCCAUCAAUUUGUUCCACUGUCUGAAUGAACUGAAUGACCAGACUUUAGUGCAGGAAGUACAGAGUUACCUAAAGGAUGAAGAUUACUGGUGUCUCAGUGGAGUCAGACUCUCUCCUGCUCAGUGGUCAGCUCUGGUGUUUAUGUUACUGACCUCAGAUCAGGAGCUGGAUGUGUUUCAUUUGGGUAAAUAUGACCCAUCAGAUGAAUGUCUUCUGAAUCUGCUGCCGGUGGUCAAAGCCUCCAGAAAAGCUGAUCUGUGGAGGUGUAACCUGACAGAUGAAAGCUGUAGAGUUCUGUCCUCAGUUCUCAGCUCAAACUCCUCCAGACUGAGAGAACUGAACCUGGGUUUCAAUAACCUGCAGAAUUCAGGAGUGAAGCUGCUCUCUGCUGGACUGGAGAAUCCACACUGUACACUGGAGAUACUGAGUCUGUGGAACUGUAACCUGACAGAUGAAAGCUGUAGAGUUCUGUCCUCAGUUCUCAGCUCAAACUCCUCCAGACUGAGAGAACUGGACCUGAGUUACAAUAACCUGCAGGAUUCAGGAGUGAAGCUGCUCUCUGCUGGACUGAAGAAUCCACACUGUACACUGGAGAUACUGAGGUUGUGUAGGUGUAUUAUUACAGAUGAAGGUUGUGCUGCUUUGGCUUCAGCUCUGAGGUCGAACUCCUCAUCACACCUGAGAGAACUGAAUCUAAUGGACAAUAAAAUAGGAGACUCAAGAGUGAAGCUGCUCUCUGAUCUACAGGAGGAUCCAGACUGUAAACUGGAGACACUACAGUAAGUUACAUGUGUCUGUGUUAAUGAAGUUGAAUUUCCAGGUCAUGUGAUUUAUUCCCAUGUGAUAUUGGAUACA
Molecule: messenger RNA, 2865 nt
Organism: Clarias gariepinus (North African catfish)
Lineage: Eukaryota; Metazoa; Chordata; Actinopteri; Siluriformes; Clariidae
Product: NLR family CARD domain-containing protein 3-like
Exons: 8
Coding region: 1-2793 (930 amino acids)
Molecular function (GO): protein binding
Source: RefSeq, a predicted model, not a curated record